UAAGCCCCCUCUUUGCGGGGCAAAAACCGCCCAAAUUCAAAGCGGGAACGGCAAGCUGGGGGAGUUAGCGGCGCCUUGGCCCCAGCAACUCUAUGGUCGACAGCCGCCAGACCUUCGCUGCCCUUGGAAACAGCCGGAGGCUAGACCGGAAACAGGAAGUUCUGUCUGGCCCUGUAGUUCUUUGUAGCCUUUCGAGGGUGGCUUGGCGAGUGCCCACGUGCCUAGGGGAAGACGUGUGUGCCGGAGGAGAGGGAGGCAGCCGGAAGUCUCCAGAGCGCCCCCCCCCCCCACGAAAGCCUUGGUCCGGCAUGGAAGGGACUGCGGGGGUGGCCCCCAUCAGAGCCCAGUACCUCACCACAAAAGAGGAGUUUCAUUCUUACCUCGAUCAAAAAGGGGACCCAAAAAAUAAUAAAGGGGACAUUGAGGGUCAUGAUGAUGACGGAAAGAAGGAUGUCAACAUUGACCUUCCGGAACCUCCUACCAAGCUGCAGAAGCUGGAAGAAGCUGGAAAGGAAGGAAGUCUGCCAGAAGAGGCAGUUGAACCCCUGAAGAAAUCUGGCCGGAAGAGGGCCCGAGGACAAAAUAAGAACCGGUCGUGCAUGAAUUUCAUGCGCUAUGAGAAACAUUGCCUGUGUCCUUCAGUAAUCCAGGAACGUGCAGAGAAAUGCUUCUUCGGGCCUCGCUGCCAUUUCUUGCACGACGUGAAGGCGUACAUGGCCACAAAGCUGCCAGACCUCGGAGACAGCUGUGUGCUCUUCAAGAACUUUGGCAAAUGCAUGUACGGAGUCACCUGCCGGUUUUCUGGGGCCCACCUUGGAGACGAUUACAGGAACGUGGUCAAUGAGGAUCUUUUAAAACAGUGGGAGGGGAAGACUGUAGUGAAAAACAGCCUCAGCAAGGAACUCCAGCAGCGGCUCCGCAAGAAGCAAGUGCCCUUUGAGAACUCCAACCGAUACCUUCGCUGCUUGGGCAAGCCCAACCGGGCAGCCCCGGGGGAGAAUGAUGUGGCAAACGGUUCCCUUUCCAAAGGGAGUGCAGAAGUUCCUAAAGAGAAGGGACUGGAGGUGGAUGGUGUGCCGGAGAGAGGAGGGUCCAUAUCGGGAGGUCCCCACCCACCGGGGGAUCAUGCUCUCGCAACGUCUGGUGCCAUCACAGAUGAAGAUGUCGUCAAACUGAGGUCUUGCGAGAAGAAAAAGUUGGAUCUUCAGGGCAAGCUCUACCUGGCCCCUCUGACAACGUGUGGCAAUCUCCCAUUCCGGAGAAUAUGCAAGCGCUUCGGAGCCGACGUCACCUGUGGCGAGAUGGCUGUGUGCACCAACUUGCUCCAGGGCCAGUCGUCAGAGUGGGCGUUGCUGAAGCGGCACCAGACCGAGGACCUCUUCGGCGUGCAGCUGGAAGGCGCCUUUCCAGACACCAUGACCAAAUGUGCGGAGCUGCUGAAUCGCACCAUUGAGGUGGAUUUCGUGGACAUCAAUGUUGGCUGUCCGAUAGACCUGGUGUAUAAGAAGGGCGGAGGAUGUGCCUUAAUGAGCCGCACCAACAAGUUUGAACAGAUCGUCCGAGGCAUGGACACGGUCUUGGAUGUCCCCCUGACUGUGAAGAUCCGGACCGGAGUCCAGGAGAAAGUCAACCUAGCCCACAAACUCAUCCCCAACCUCCGGGAGUGGGGGGCCUCCUUGGUCACGCUCCACGGCCGGUCGAGAGAGCAGCGCUACACCAGGGGGGCAGACUGGGAGUACAUCGCCGAGUGUGCCAAGCUGGCCAGCCCAAUGCCCCUUUUCGGGAACGGAGACAUCUUGUCUUACGAAGAUGCAAAUCGAGCCCUGCAGACUGGAGUUUCAGGGAUCAUGAUUGCGAGGGGCGCGCUGAUCAAGCCGUGGAUCUUCACGGAGAUCAAGGAGCAGAGGCACUGGGACAUUUCCUCUGGCGAAAGACUGGACCUCCUCAAGGACUUCAGCAGCUUCGGCCUAGAGCACUGGGGGUCGGACACGCAGGGCGUGGAGAAGACCCGGAAGUUCUUGCUGGAAUGGCUUUCUUUCCUGUGCAGGUACAUUCCAGCCGGCCUCCUGGAACGUCUUCCGCAGCGGAUCAACGAGCGGCCUCCGUACUACGUGGGCCGAGACUACCUGGAGACCCUCAUGGCGAGCCAGAACGUGGGGGACUGGAUUAAGAUCAGUGAGAUGCUUUUGGGUCCCGUUCCUGCCAACUUCACCUUCCUGCCGAAGCACAAGGCAAAUUCGUACAAAUAGCACUCAGGGUGACGAGGAGAAGAGCACCGAAUGUCGUUUCUGCCCGGGAGGCAAAGGAGCGUUUCGGCCCUCUGCUGGCUUUACAUUAAAAGAACAUUUCCUAUU
Messenger RNA from Sphaerodactylus townsendi, 2354 nucleotides. RefSeq names its product dihydrouridine synthase 3 like (gene DUS3L). Gene Ontology annotation, molecular function: flavin adenine dinucleotide binding; tRNA dihydrouridine synthase activity; metal ion binding. Gene Ontology annotation, biological process: tRNA processing. NCBI's taxonomy places the organism in Eukaryota, Metazoa, Chordata, Lepidosauria, Squamata, Sphaerodactylidae. The record is from RefSeq and is a predicted model, not a curated record. The transcript has 13 exons. Bases 93 to 2249 code for a protein of 718 amino acids.